This is a messenger RNA of Choloepus didactylus (southern two-toed sloth), 1604 nucleotides long. RefSeq names its product zinc finger protein 285 (gene ZNF285). The transcript is spliced from 4 exons. Gene Ontology annotation, biological process: negative regulation of transcription by RNA polymerase II. Gene Ontology annotation, molecular function: RNA polymerase II cis-regulatory region sequence-specific DNA binding; DNA-binding transcription repressor activity, RNA polymerase II-specific. Bases 720 to 1505 code for a protein of 261 amino acids. NCBI's taxonomy places the organism in Eukaryota, Metazoa, Chordata, Mammalia, Pilosa, Megalonychidae. The record is from RefSeq and is a predicted model, not a curated record.
GAAGGACUCCGGCCCGGCCUCCCUGGGAUGGGGCGGGGAGAGCAGCUCCAGGCUCGGAGGGGGAAUGCGGGUUUCGGGAUUGCGGCUUGGGCUGUGCGACCCUGGGUCGGGGUUGUUGGCAGUUUUGGGACGUGCAUUUCUGGUCCCGAGCGGGGCAGGGAUUCGUUGACAGAGACUUCGCAUCGCCGGUUGGGGAGAUAAUGGCUUGGGCUGGGCGUCCCUGACUGGGAGGUGGGGUUGGCCCAGGCAGUUCAUCACUGGGUUUGGGGGCGGCUUGGGCUGCUAAUCCCCUGUCGGGGGUGGACAUUUCCGGCCCAGCACUCCUUAAUUUUCUCUUGGGAGGGGAACCGGCUUGGACCCUGAACUCCGAGUUUGGGAUUUGACAGCCGACUCCAGCGGGGGUGUUCUUGGCUAAAGAACCGAGGGACAGUAGACUGUAUAUCCCAUCUCUCGAGUAAUAAAGCUGGAGUUUUAUAUCUCAGAAUCCAUUUUGAAAAGAACUAUCGAAGAUAAUUAACCUCAUCCUUACUCUACAUGAGCCCUUCCUCUUCAGUACAUACUUCUUUCUAAGGAGUACUGCAUAAAAGAGAAAGGAAUGACUUUAGUCUAUCCUGCAAAACAGUCUCAGGAAACUGACAUGCAAAGAUGUGGCUGUGGUCUUUACUGAAGAAGAGCUGGCACUACUGGACAAGGCCCAGAUAAAUCUGUACCAAGACUUUAUGCUGGAGAACUUUAGGAACCUUGUCUCAGUGGGAGAUGGGAUUAAAAACAUUUCGAAUCUUCAGGAAAAAGGAUUGAGUUACCUCUCCCAAGAAGUGUUCUACUGCUGGCAGAUUUGGAAACAAAGGAUCAGUGAAUUAACAGAGAGUCGGGAUUGUGUCAUGAAUCAUCAAGGAGAUUGUCCCCCUUAUUUGGAAAAAGAUGUUUCCCUCUGUGAAGAGUGGGCAGGAGUGUCUCUUCAGGUUUCUGGAAAUGAAAACUAUAUAAUAAAUGCCAUUAAUUUAGAAAAUCAAGAUGUCACAGCUUGGAAAGGCCUGACACAGGUCCUUACCUCAGAAUCUUGGAGAAAAGCCAACAAAAUGACUGAGCCCUGGAAAUCUCAAGGAAAAGCUAAGAGAAUUCAUGAUGAUUCCAAGGAAAAUAAAGGAGAGGAACCUUGUAGAUGUAAUGUUUAUGGGGAAAACUUGGUUAUGAAAUCAACAGUCGAACAACAUAAUGUGGUCCAGGCAGUAACAAAAUCUUUCAAAUAUAAAAACUGUGUACUGGUCUUCUUAGAUGUUUCAGAUGCUCACAUUCACUACAGUGCUCACAUUGGAGAAAAAUCUUGUAAAUGUCACCGUUGUGGAAAGGAUUUUAGUCAGAGCUCAGAUCUUGUUGUUCAUUAUAAAACGCAUUUGGGUGAGAAACCUUAUGAAUGUCACGAGUGGGGUAAGGGCUGCAAACAGAACUCAUACCUUUCCAGAUAUCAGAAAAGCCCCUCAGUCUCAGGCAAGAUGGCGGCAUAGAGAGGAGUGGAAGCCAAGCAGUCCCCCUGGAACAACUACAAAAAACCAGAAACAACUAGUCAAUAAUCCAGAAUAACUGCGGGGGGACAAACGAGACCA